AUGACCCCACAAACCAUCUCUCCCAGUCCCAACAAACCAUCUCUCCAUGUCCCAACAAACCAUCUCUCCAUGUCCAAACAAACCAUAUCUCCCAGUCCCAACAAACCAUCUCUCCAUGUCCCAACAAACCAUCUCUCCAUGUCCCAACAAACCAUCUCUCUCAGUCCCAACAAACCAUCCCUCCCAGUCCCAACAAACCAUCUCUCCAUGUCCCAACAAACCAUCUCUCCCAGUCCCAACAAACCAUCUCUCCCAGUCCCAACAAACCAUCUCUCCAUGUCCCAACAAACCAUCUCUCCAUGUCCUAAGAAACCAUCCCUCCAUGUCCCAACAAACCAUCUCUCCCAGUCCCAACAAACCAUCUCUCCCAGUCCCAACAAACCAUCUCUCCAUGUCCCAACAAACCAUCUCUCCAUGUCCUUAGAAACCAUCUCUCCAUGUCCUAAGAAACCAUCUCUCCCAGUCCCAACAAACCAUCUCUCCAUGUCCUUAGAAACCAUCUCUCCAUGUCCCAACAAACCAUCUCUCCCAGUCCCAACAAACCAUCUCUCCGUGUCCCAACAAACCAUCUCUCCAUGUGCCAACAAACCAUCUCUCACUGUCCCAACAAACCAUCUCCAUUACAACCAGCAAAGCAUCAUAUCUGUAAGGACUGCAAAACUAACUAGUAUCAGGUCAUACUAUGAUGUGGCUUUUCAACCAACCAACAAACAUCUGAUCAGUUGA
Mya arenaria is the source of this 726-nucleotide messenger RNA. RefSeq lists its product as uncharacterized. The transcript has a single exon. Bases 1 to 726 code for a protein of 241 amino acids. Lineage: Eukaryota; Metazoa; Mollusca; Bivalvia; Myida; Myidae. The record is from RefSeq and is a predicted model, not a curated record.